GUAUGUUCAUGGGCCUUGUAACACAAUACGAAGCAACAUGAAAGUUGACUUUACAUUUCCUUCCUCAAGGUGCAUUUAACAAACGUUGUGCAAACACCGGGUGCUAGCUCAACACCCGCAUUCUAAAGUUAAUAGAAAAAAAAGUUUACGUUACACGUGCGUUAUGCAUUCCAAUUUUUCAGACCAUUAAAAUUGUGUGCCACAUUCUUCCGUUCGUCCUUUUGUGUAAAUGAUCGUGAUCUGUUUUUUUCUUCCUUUUCUCUUUAUAGUGUAGAUGUUAUAGAAAACUUCCAAGCAAUUGGUUGUGAAUAGCAUACUUACUAUCGUAUGAGUAUGCUUCAACAAUACAUAUGUACUCUGUAUUGUCACAAGGGAACGUUUCCGGCUCCACGGGUGCUCGUUUAAUAGAAGGAAGGAAAAGCUUCUGUAUAACUUUGAUAUUCCAAGGUUGACAAAAAAAUCCUUUCCCUACGAUUGUUUACCAGUUGCUUCAAGAUUGCUUCCAGUGUCAUAUAACUGGGCCGCAUACAUGGGAGAUGUACGAUUUUCGAGCUAGGAUGCACGAUGACAGCCAAAGAUUAAAAAAGCACAAUAGAAUAAUUGGAACAAAACUGUACGAUAAAAAAUUGAACAAAAGCUCUUAAAGAAUACUGGUUAUUUCCCAUUCAGCAAUUUCAAACUGGUCGAUUUAAUGAAACUUUUGAUGCACAAGAUAAUUAGUUUUGGAUUCUGACACAUGAUCAAUUUAUAUAGUUUUAAGCACGAUUAUCAAUGACUUUUUUUCAAUGCAAAUAUUAUUUGCACACUUGCUACUAACACACCAGUACGUCAAAGUAGAAAUGUUUAAGAACCGGAUUUUAGUACUUUAAUCAUUUUAGUACAAACCUCAGCUCAUGGAUCGUGCACAAACAGAUGUCAAAGUGUGAUGUGAUCGCGAGUACAUUCUUCAUUAUUGAAAACAAGAAGAAUUGACAUUCAAUUAAAUUAAUUUGCUAUUCCAACAUUGUCCUAUCUAAAUGUGAAUAAAACCGGUAAUGAAACUAGACUAGAACGCCAUGAGAAUACACAGUAUAACAACAUUGCAGCGAUGAUGAGAAAGACGGCGACCAAAACAAUGGAAUCAAUAUCCUUUUGUAUGUUACAAUGCUAUUAAAAUAAAAGUUUUAAAGUAUGUAUGUUUAUGAAUUGGAUCGCAAUUUGACACGGUCACAUUUGCCUUUGUUUGGUAGCUAAUGAUUUAAUGCAGGGAACCAUGGUGUAGUUACUUCACCCACAUCAAAUCUGUGACCACCGCACACAUCGUGAGAAUCUGAAAAUCGUCCACAACCAAUGCUUAAGAAAAGUUUGUCUUCCCCCUAGGAUGAUGGAAAGUGAUAAUUCCUAUUGUCCAUUUCGCUGGCAGUAAGCAUGCAAUGUGAAAAAUAUUUUGAAAUAAAUGCUUCCCUUUACACAAGGACAACUAUUAGGAUGUGUUGUUAUUUUAUACCGGUAGGACGUUAUAUGCUGGAUUAAUGCAAUUUUUAUAACUUUAUAAAAUGUAAUCUACAUUCCAUUGCUUUUGCAUUUCACGCUUCACAGUAACGCUAAAUAAUGAUAACGAUCUCCGAUCACCUCACAGUUCGUUCAAUGUAUGCUCUCUUGAAUGAUCAUGACUUGAUAAGAAGUUCAUUCACCUGCAGUAUUUUAAACUAAUGCGAUAGAGCUAUACGGUGAGAGAUUUCUAUGUGUAACUACAGUUGAACAGCAGAUUUCGAGUGGAACGUUUCAGUGGUGUGAAAUUAGGCAGAACAAGUGCUUCAAACAUGUUGAAAAGUGUACUAUACCUAACUUAUGUUCUUAUCUGGUUCAAUGCCAUCGGUUAUGGUGCGGAUAUCCGAAGAUCUUUUAACAUAAGCCAACUAAGUUCCUCGGACCCGGCACGAUACCAUGCUCUACGCUUGUUCAACAAUGAUCAUCCAAACCGUUUAAGGCCUGCAUUGAAAAAGUGUCCGAUCGCAAAUAUGCUAUUCCCGGUGAAGAUAUUUUCAACCGAAGAGCCGUACUUUUGUCCGGCAGUUUUUAUAAGCGCGGACUCACUGUUGGCUUCAGCACUGUGCCUCAAAAUGAUGCAACCAUCCGAUGAUCAUCCUUCGAGUCACAUGUUCGUGAUGGUAGAAGCAGAGCAUGUCUUCUAUUACGAAGGUGGUCGCCGGUACAUAAACAAAAUUUUCUAUCAUCCCAAACUGGACGAGGAGCCGGCGUAUCACAAUGUAGCCGUUGUCAAGCUGCGCAACCCAAUUCGCGAAACUGUAACACCAAACGGCCAAAGUAUAGUGGCCUGUUUGUGGUCCGAAAUGAGCCUUCGCAGUGACAAAGUGUAUCUGGGCGAGUGGUUUAAAUAUCAACCAGAACAAAAUGCUGCUUUCCGUUGGCUCGAUCUUCCAGUCAUGACGAGAAAGGAAUGCCGAGAGGAACUAUCGAAAAGUAAAGUGAUCAUACCAGAAUUCGAUCGUGGAAUAGUUGAAUCGCAACUAUGUGUGAAGGAUAAGAAAAAUCGAACCAUGAUCGAGUUUUGUGAAGUACGCUCUUCAGGACCAUUGUUCAUGACACUCGGUAGCACGGUGUACGUGGUCGGAAUGCCAACAGUACAUAUCGAUGACUGCAAUGUACAUAUUGAGGUGUUUAAUAGGGUGUCAUCGUUUCUGGACUGGAUUGAGGCUAUAGUGUGGCCUCAUGUGGAAAUUCCUUAAGUACAUGAUGCGAAAACAAUAAAGGCGAAGAAUAUAAAUAAGGUUAUCAUCAAAAUACUGAAUAAAUGUUAUUUAUUGGCUAGCGCUGGUUGGAUGGAUAAUAAAUUAUUUGUAUUGGUAUUUGUCAAAAGUUAA
Anopheles funestus (African malaria mosquito) is the source of this 2864-nucleotide messenger RNA. RefSeq names its product serine protease Hayan-like. Gene Ontology annotation, biological process: proteolysis. Bases 1803 to 2729 code for a protein of 308 amino acids. Lineage: Eukaryota; Metazoa; Arthropoda; Insecta; Diptera; Culicidae. The record is from RefSeq and is a predicted model, not a curated record. The transcript has 5 exons. Gene Ontology annotation, molecular function: serine-type endopeptidase activity.